Messenger RNA from Hyposmocoma kahamanoa, 660 nucleotides. RefSeq lists its product as uncharacterized. NCBI's taxonomy places the organism in Eukaryota, Metazoa, Arthropoda, Insecta, Lepidoptera, Cosmopterigidae. The transcript has 3 exons. The record is from RefSeq and is a predicted model, not a curated record. The coding region runs from base 1 to 660 and encodes 219 amino acids. Gene Ontology annotation, molecular function: catalytic activity.
AUGGACUGGCUUGAACUCAACUUCCUUCAGACGAACCUGAACCACUGCGCCAGAGCACAGGAUUUGUUCAUGCAGGCCACAGCGCAGUGGUCAGUGGACGUUGCGGUAGCCGCGGACCCGUACUACGUUCCCAGGCAUUCCAACUGGGCUGGGGACAUGGACGGCGUCGUGGCUAUCGUCACGCCGUCGUCGGCUCCCCCUCUCAUCGUAAAAGAGAGGGGAGCCGGUUACGUGGAGGCAGUGUGCGGAGGAGGGGUGGCGGUAGUGGGCGUUUAUUUUUCGCCCAACCGCCCAAUGGCCGAGUUUGAGCCGUUCUUGUUGAGGCUCAGCUCGGUCGUGACGAGGUUCGCCCCGGCGAAUAUUUUGCAUUUAAUAAUGAGCGACCUCAAUGCCAAAUCGCCGGCUUGGGGCAGCCGCUUGCCCAACGCCAAGGGGCGAGCGGUGCAAGCGUGGGUGACGGCCAAUGGCCUGGUCGUCGCCAACCGCGGCACCGCCAACACCUGCCGGCGGCAGGCCUCCCAACAAGAGGGAGGUCUACUGGUGGACGCACGAGCUCGCGCUUCUGCGAUCCGCCAGCAACACCGCGCGGAGGGCGCACAAGCGGUGUCGCAGAAGGCGUCACACGCCCCAGGAGGAGGAGAAACACCACGCCGCCUAUAG